Podospora bellae-mahoneyi is the source of this 3313-nucleotide messenger RNA. It is a transcript of the gene GT2, whose product is annotated as Type 2 glycosyltransferase. The coding region runs from base 1005 to 2471 and encodes 488 amino acids. The record is from RefSeq and is a predicted model, not a curated record. NCBI's taxonomy places the organism in Eukaryota, Fungi, Ascomycota, Sordariomycetes, Sordariales, Podosporaceae. The transcript is spliced from 3 exons.
CUGCAGUUGUGCACCUUGUUGUCUUUGUCUGGUGUCCCACUUCACCUCGAGGGUGCGCAACAAAACCAAAACCCCCUUCCAGUCCGCUUGAGCAGCUAAUACCCUACGAGGUACGAUGUACGGGGGUAUCUGCUGCAACUAAGUAUUGCCUCCAAGAUUGGCUUCCACCUCCAUCGUGGACCGAGUACCUUUCUGCAUGGGCUCCUGCCGGGCAGUUGCCGACGCCCAGUACAUGGACGGUACCCUCCAUCUCUCUUGCUGCUGCCACUCCUCUGAGCAAAAAAAUCUCGCCUUCUCAUUUGUUCACCUUCCUUGUCAAGGAAGCUCUGUCAAAGUUGACAGAGAGUACCACGUCCCUGAUGCGUCGCCAGUCUCCUCCUGCCUCGCUUCUUCUCGUCCUCCCCCCCUCUGGCUAUAUAUGCCGGCACUCCCUCCCCGAGCCUAGUCCCGGGGAUGUCUUCCCGCCGCGUCUUUGCUUUUUUGUUCUUGUCUUCUUCCAAGAGGCCAAUUGGUUCAUGCCAUGGCUUUGUUUCCUUGACGUUACCCCGUCUUGUGUGUAUACUAUCUUGGGCAUCCUCGUCGACGGCAACAACAACCUUGUUGUGCCAGCGGGACUCGCCUGUGCCGGUCGUUUUGUUUGAUUUCAGUCGCUGUUCCAGAACACGGGCAGGCUCCUACCGCCCGAGAGCAAAACCUUCAAGGCUGGAGAAAGCUCGAAUCUCUCCCCUACAACCCCUCGACGUUCAUGACACGGCCGUGCCGUUUCUCGGUCUCCACCACCCGCUCUCCUCCCGCUUCUCUCCCGACUGGGCUCCGCCCCGGCCUGGUUGCUGAAACCUCGACGUUCUAAAACGAAACAUUGCCCUACCACCCACCUCGAUCUCGCAGCUUGGCGAGACCUGUCACCAAACCUUCAAAACCAGACCGGACUUGGUCUGCCUAUAUAAAAGCAGCCAAGAAUCCCCCGUCUCCUGUCUGGAUCUCACUCGCUUCAACAAACCAGCAUGCCUGAGCUUAUGGAUCUCCUAAUUCCAAGGCUAGAUUUCCUCUGGUCUGUGAAGUUUUGGGCCAUUUUCCACACAAUCCUCUGGCUUCAUCGUUAUGUCCGCCUGAUUGUCCACUGCAUCAGCCACUGGACAUACAAAUCCAUAGUUCCGAACUGGGAGAAACCGAGAUACACAUCAAACGAUGUCACAGUUAUUAUCCCAACAAUUCACAACCGUCCGCAAGAGCUUCAGCCAUCCCUGGAAAGCAUCCUUGCCUGCAGGCCCGCCAAACUGAUUCUGGUCACCACCUACAAGAUACACAAUGCGCUGGAAGAGGCUGUUUCCGCCCUCCGUGGGGUGAACAGCACACACCCAACCGUCAUCGAGGUUCUGCACGUCGACAAGGCCAACAAGCGGCUACAGGUGUGCAGGGCGCUCGAGGGGGAUCAUGUUCAGACUCCCAUCACGGUUAUGGCUGAUGACGACGUAGAAUGGCCGUCGACUCUCAUGCCCUGGCUACUGGCGCCGUUCGAGGACGACAGGAUGGGUGGAGUUGGCACGUGCCAGAGAGUGAAGCGGGUGGGUGGUGACUUGACAACGCGCAUCUUCAAUUGGCUCGGCGCAGCCUACAUUGAGAGGAGGAAUUUUGAAAUCUCAGCGACCCACAAUAUUGACGGCGGGACUUCUUGCAUGUCGGGGCGCACUGGUGCCUACCGAACCGAGAUUCUUAAGAGCUACGACUUUUUGGGCGGGUUCAAGAAUGAAAAAUGGGGCAAAUACAUCCUGAAUGCGGACGACGAUAACUACGUGACACGAUGGCUUGUGGCCCAAAAGUGGAAGACCUGGAUCCAGUACGAAAACGAAUGUGAGAUUGAGACGACGCUCGAAAACGGCUUCAAGUUCUUGUAUCAGUGUUCCCGCUGGGCGAGAAGCAAUUGGAGGAGCAACUGGACCAGUCUUGUGCAUGAAAGACACGUGCUUACUCAGCAACUUUGGUGCACAUAUGCGCUUCAUAUCGCAACGUUUACUUCGCUUGCCUUUGUCGUCGAUCCCCUUCUGCUCUUCUCGUGCUGGUGGGCGACGGAGAACUGGGAGCUCAGGAGCCGCUAUAUCCUACUCGCUGCAGAAAUAAUAUUCAUGUUUUGCUUCACGAAAGUGGUAAAACUGGUUGGGCUGUUCCGCAGGAAUCCGAGUGACAUCAUGUUCCUGCCCGUGUCCAUUCUGUUCGGUUGGUUCCACGGGUUCAUCAAGCUGUAUGCGCUGUUUACGCUCAAGCAGACGUCGUGGGGCAGUCGUGAGGAUGGUGACGAGCACAACCAGUUCCGUCUCCAAGAGAAGCCGGUCCGCAGCCAGGCCAUGGCCAUGCCGGGCGGGCCAGAUCUUCUCGAGUCGGUGCGGCACACGGCCACCUCCCAAGCCCGCCGGGCUUCCUAUCUGGCGCAGAAGCACGAGUUUAGCGGAUGCAUGGUGGACGAAGUGUUGUAACAUUCACGGCGCAACACCGACGCUGGGGAAGGGGAAAGCAGCACGGGUGGUUGGGACGACCUCCAAAAACGAAGCCGUCUCGCCAGUGCAUUAAUAUCACGAUUCAUGUGGCCGAAUGGUUUGGGAUGCUACGAAUUUCAUUUUUUGGGUAUCAGGACGGUCGGGGGGUCAGGAAUAUAAGGGCAUGGGAUUGAGGUCAACAGGACUCCUUUAUCCCGGACGGGAUUGGUUUUUGGGUUUGGGGUUCUUCUCACCCCCCCUGUGGCUCGUUUUCUUCUCAAGAGGCUGUUCGAGGGCGCAUCACUUACGAUUCAUCACAACAACAAAAACGGGGGUUGGUCCGCGGCGACGAGGAAAAGUUUGAGAUUUGUUCUUUUUUUUUUCUCUUCUUUUUUUCAGGCUCAUGUUUUCACGAGUUUUUUUUUCUCGUCUUUUUUUUCUUUUUUCUCCGAUUUCAUCUCUCUUCAUUAUGGUGCCCAUUGUGGCUAGGACGGUUCAUGGUGGGAAACGGGUCUCCAGGGUCAAAAUCGUAAUGGUAUUUCAAAGGUCGCCGGCAUGGAACACACGCGGUUUGUGUUGGCAGGGAGCGAGGCUUCGGAAUGGGCACUCGCUCUUUAAUAGGCAGGGAACAGGUCUGGGGGCUUGGUUGGUAUAUGGGUCAAAGAGAAAACCUCUCACCCACUGGGACGCAAGAGGACAUACACAAGAGAAUUAGAAUGGUGUCCGUUAGAGAUAGAUAGACUGACGGAGACGAUUGCUCUGGUAUCCAAUGGCAAAAAAAGUUAUUGGCCUCUAUAUGUUUGUCGAUACUUCCUGUCUUUUUCAUAGCUCGCGCAAAGCUG